Messenger RNA from Cephus cinctus (wheat stem sawfly), 3003 nucleotides. RefSeq names its product NCK-interacting protein with SH3 domain. The coding region runs from base 188 to 2155 and encodes 655 amino acids. Lineage: Eukaryota; Metazoa; Arthropoda; Insecta; Hymenoptera; Cephidae. Gene Ontology annotation, biological process: endocytosis. The record is from RefSeq and is a predicted model, not a curated record. The transcript has 8 exons. Gene Ontology annotation, molecular function: Arp2/3 complex binding; protein binding.
CCUACAUUAGAGGGCUAGUCGUCCUCGUUGGCUCAUACUUAUUUCUUACUCGUGCGACAAAAGGAAACAAAUAAAAUGUCGAGCGUAAAUGAAAGUGAAACGAUUAUCUCCUUCUAGUCCUCUGAAAGUAGUUUUCUUCUGGGCGUUGACCAGUUACUAUAUCAUUUAAUUAUUCUAAUAAUUCAUAAUGGGAGACAAUUGCAUCAGGUUAGAAAAUUAUGAAAUGCUUAAGGCUUCCUACGACUUCAAGGCCACUUUCGCUAAGACUCUCAGUUUCCGUGAAAAUGAUCACUUUGUUCUGUACCAGACAAAUACAAAAGAGAGAAACUGGUGGCAGGUGGUAAACAGCAUGGGUAAAAUUGGAUACAUCCCUUCAAAUUACGUUACUACAGUGAAGGUGCAGCCGCAGUUUCUAAUUGACUUUCUGGAUAAAUGUAUAAUAAAAUUAAAAGAUGAGGAGCUUGAAGAAAACAGUAGUCUUAAUGUGGAUAAGCAAGAUUUGGUUUUGAGACUUGUUGAAAAGAAAAGGCAGGCAGAAUUAAGUAGAAUAACUAAAAAACAAGCUCCAAUGCCACCAGACUUUGCAAAUACUGAUGCAGUUCCUAGACCACAUAAAGAUAUAACUCCCAGAAAUGUAUAUAGUAAUCAGGAAGGAAAUACAAAGUCUACUCUCAGUAAUACUACAUUCACCACAGCACAAUCUAGUAUUUAUUGUGAAAGAGAUUCUAAAGAACAGGAGCCUGUAGCUCAACAUCGUCGUGGUUCAGUAAAUGAUCAACGCAGACAAUAUCCACGUCAGUCACAAUCAGAAACUGUUCAACGAAUUCAGCCUGAUGUUACUGAUAUCCGUAAAAGUCCUUCCCAUACUAAUGUGCGACAACCUAUGCAAGGUUCACCUGUGAAGAAUGCCUCUUCUUCUUUGACUGAGAUUAAUUCCAAAGCUGCUUACCAGUUGGUAGAUCAAGUUCGACAGAAUACCCAACUUAGUUAUGAACUGUCAAAAAUUGCAGUUAUGGUUGUGGUCUCAGGAUUAAAACAGUUGUUACCUGAUAGCGCAAAUCGCUGUUUGAACGAUGUACUGUCUCAAUUAAAAGCACCAUUGACUGCUUCAAAAUUGAGUAUCGAGGAGACUCUAGAUGCAAAUAGACUCAAGGUUAUUUUUGCGGAAUUGAGUGCCUGCAAGGAGGAUUCACAGCAGAGAAAUUGGAUGCUAUAUGAAGAUGAGUGUAUUAUUGUAGAAUAUAUUAAAGAAUUGACCUCUAUAUUAACGAAUGCAGAUACAAAUGUUUCUCGACAUGCAUUGAGACUGGAUCAGUAUAAUAGUGUUACAACUCUGAUAGAUUACUAUCAAAUGGAAGCAAGAUGGACUAUUAGACAGUUGCUACUGCAAUCUUUUGGUGUUAUGUGCAGCUUAGAUCCUGUAGCUUUAACAAUUAUGUUAAACAGUAUUCUACCAAUGGAAUUGGCAAGAGAUAUGAGAAGUAAUCCAAGGAAUAUUCCAAAAUUGAAUUAUUCCUCUUUAUUAUUGACAAUGAUCUUUUCAAUGGGUGAACCGAUGCCCGUUACGCAUUUAGAACAAUUAGGAGGAGAUUUUGUAUCAUUCCUUGUAGAUUUAAUUGAAACUCCUCCAGAUACUGAUAUGGAGGAUCAGAUUCCAGAUUUAUUUCUGCAUCUUAUUCUGUCUUAUAAUUUGCAAUUCACAAGCUCGGAAAACAUAGUCUUGAAUUCUUUGAAAGAGAGAUCUGUGGCUAAAACAUUCACCGAGAAGAUUUUACUCUUAUUGAAUAGAGAAGAAGAUCCUGUUCGAAUAUUUGAUCAUCAACCAGCGCCACCACAUUCUGUACUAAAAUUAUUUAUUGAUUUAUUCAGUAAUGAAAUAACAGCAUCCCUAUUUUACACAAACGACGCUAAAAUUUUGAUUGACAUCAUUCUCCGCCAGUUAUUUGAUAUAGCGCCUGGCAAUAAGCGACGGCAGUAUCUAGAAUUAUGUCGUCGUAUUGUACGAAGUUCCAACUACAACGAACACCGUCAUAGAUCAGAAGAUCUAUUGAAAUGUUUUACAAGGAUAUUUUGCGAAGAGACACCAGAGAGUCAGGGCGAUCAACAACUUGUGCGAGAAAUCAGCAACGAAUUUCCUCAUUUAUUCAAGAUGUGACAUUUACUGUCAUCCCCAUCCCACGAAGAUUCUGACGAUGAGGAUUUGCAGACACUCGUUUAAACAUACACAUGAAAGCACAAGUGUCAUCUUUAAGUUGACGUUCAUUGAAGGAGAAAUUUUCUCCAAAUUUUCUUUUCAAAUAUUCUCCUCAAUUCUAUGAGCGUAUUGCACAUUUUUUCAUCUCAGCAGUCUCUACUGGAUGAUUAGUUUUCUACUUAGUUUUUUACUCUUAUGAGAAUAAACAGAGGAAUUCGUUAAUUUCACUUACGAAGCUUGCGGCAAAAGUGAUUGAGAAUGUAAAUUUCUAUCUUCAUAAACAAAAACACUUCAAAGUUUUCAUAUGAGAAUCAUUAAUGCUAUAUUAUCAUUGUAGGACUUUUAAUAGAUUCAUUUGGUCCAGUAUCGUAAUUGGUGUACUAAAUUUAAUCGAUGAUGACGCUGUUUCAUGCUUAAAAUAACAAGUUAUGCAUACUCGUAGAUUAAUCUAAAAAGCUAUGACUAACUUUCGAACAGCCGUUCUACGAGGUUGGUAUAAGUAUUAUUGUAUUUGUUCGUAAACUUCGGUCUAGUCCGCACACUGUGCAUAUCGGAAUGGCACUUUAACAUACGUAUAUGAGUAACUACUAUUUAAAGUUGUAACUAGCGAUGAAUGAAUUUCCCAUAAAAUUAGUAUAACGAUGUGACCGUUUAAAAAUUGUCUAGUCUAUUUGUUGUUAGCAGCUUAUAAAUAUUUUUCUGAAUAGAUGUCUGUUAUAAGUCGUAAAAAUACGUCAAUUAUCAAGGAAUCUCAAUUCUACAAUAUAUGAUCGUAGAUAAAAUAUGAAUAAAUCAUAUAAUUUAAACGA